GGAGCAGAUGACACAGGAGGGUAAUCUGCUUUUUGCGCACGUCCUUGCUCCAGCAUGUGCCUCUGUCUACAUUGCUGUGUAGUUUCUACAGUGCCGUGACUGCCUGCCUGCCUGCCUGCCUGGACUCAACGUUACUAGGCUAUCUAACUGAGAGGGCUGCUCCUGUUUUUACUGUGAAACUACAGUAGCCAUGGGUCAGACACUGGAUUUACGGACUCACCUUUGGUCAAAGCGUUGGUGAUAUUUGCUGAAGAUGAGUAGUGCGGGGGAGAACACCCCCGACCCUGCUGCCAGGGGAGAGUCCCUGAAGCGAAAAGAAUGUGGCCCAGACCUCCUGGGGCCCAGCCCCAAGCGGAGCACGGAAAAACCGAACCGGGAGCAUGAAAACAAAUACAUUGAAGAACUGGCUGAGUUGAUCUUUGCAAACAUCAACGACAUUGACAACUUCAAUGUCAAGCCUGACAAAUGUGCAAUCUUGAAAGAAACUGUGAAGCAGAUUCGUCAAAUAAAAGAGCAGGAGAAAACAACUAAUGCCAAUGCAGAGGAUGUUCAGAAAGCAGACGUCUCGUCAACGGGCCAAAGCGUUAUUGACAAAGAUGCUCUUGGACCAAUGAUGCUCGAGGCCCUGGAUGGGUUCUUCUUUGUGGUGAACAUGGAGGGGAACAUUGUGUUUGUGUCUGAGAACGUGACCCAGUACCUGCUGUAUAACCAGGAGGAGCUGAUGAACACCAGCGUCUACAGCGUCCUGCACGUAGGCGACCACGCGGAGUUCAUCAAGAACCUGCUGCCCAAGUCCCUGGUGAACAGCAGGGCACCGCGGUCCAGUGAGAACCCCAACAGGAAUAGCCACACGUUUAACUGCCGCAUGUUGGUCAACCCCCACGGGCCCGAGGAGGGGGGCGUGCAGGAGCCCAAGGACCAGGAGGUGCAGCAGAAAUACGAGACCAUGCAGUGUUUCGCCGUGUCCGAGCCAAAGUCCAUCAAAGAGGAGGGAGAAGAUUUCCAGUCUUGUCUGAUCUGUGUGGCACGAAGGGUGCCAGUCAAAGAGAGGCCUGUGGUCCCGACAUAUGAGAGCUUCACCACCAGGCAGGAUCUCCAAGGAAAGAUCACAUCGCUGGACACCAGUCUGUUGAGAGCCUCCAUGAAGCCAGGCUGGGAGGACCUGGUCAGGAGGUGCAUCCAGAGAUUCCACCUGCAGAACGACGGGGAGAUGUCCUUUGCAAAAAAACAUCAGCAAGAAGUCCUGAGACAGGGCCAUGCGUUCAGCCCUCUGUAUCGCUUCUCCCUCUCCGACGGUACCAUCGUGUCAGCCCAGACCAAGAGCAAGCUAGCGCGCUCCCCUGCCACCAAUGAACCACAGCUCUACAUGUCCCUCCACAUCCUCCAGAGGGAGCAGACGAUCUGUGGGAUGAACCCGGACAUGUCUGGGCAGGGACAGGGGAUGGGGAAGCAGCCAAUGAACACCAUGUCCUCGCUAACCCCUCCCAGUUUGGUUGGGCCAUCCUCUGGGCUAGGGGUCCAGGGCCAGGACACAAUGGUCAGCAGCAAUACCAACAUGGCCACCAUGGGGGGCCUGCAGGGUGGACGUUACGGAUGCCAUGGGACUAUGAACCGGAUCCCCACUCCUCAGGGUGGCAGUAACUAUGCACUCAAGAUUGGGAUGAACAGCCCAUCGCAGGGAAGCCCCAGUGUGACCUCUCAGGGGGGUCAGGGUGGUGGUGGUGGUACCAUGCUAUCUCCACGCCACCGCCAGAGCCCCAGUGUGGCAGGUAGCCCCCGGGUUCCUCCCCCAGGACCCUUCUCCCCGACGGGCAGCCUUCACUCUCCGCCAGGGGGGUGUAACAGCACAGGGGUGGGGAACAGCUACACUGGUAACAGCUCCCUCAACGCACUUCAGGCCCUCAGCGAAUGCCACAGGGUCUCCCAGGCGCAGUCGUCAGGGUCACCUGACAGAAAGCCAAGCAACCUGCUGCAGAUGCAGAGUCCCCCUGGUAGUGGUGGAGCCAGCAGCAGGAACAACUCCAGGCAGCUGGCCAACCGCAGCAGCACGUCUGAGAGAGAGAUGGAGAUGUUUGGAGUGUACGGAGAGCAGUCCCAGCCAGACGGGGAGGAGAGGGAGGACGGGGAGCAAAGGGAGUCGAAAGACGGCACCCCUGAGCCCUUCAUAGGAGGAGGGCCGGGAGGAGAGCUGACUGACGCCCAGAACAGGCUCCUCAACAGCAAGGGCCACACCAAGCUCCUGCAGCUGCUCACCAACAAGUCAGAGCACAUGGAGCCCUGCUCGCCCCACGGGGGAGGUGACCCCAACUGUAAGGACCCUGGGAUGGGGCCGGGGGGCCACAACAACCACUCCUCCUCGCUGAAGGAGAAACACAAGAUCCUCCACAGACUCCUCCAGAACAGCACGUCCCCGGUGGAGCUGGCCAAGCUGACGGCUGAGGCCACGGGGAAGGACCUGGGUCAGGACCAAGGAGGACCAGACAGCAUGGCUGCGAGCGUGGCUGAGAUGGCCACCAAGCAGGAGCCCAUCAGCCCCAAGAAGAAGGACAACGCACUGCUGCGCUACUUGCUGGACAAAGACGACAACACCAUGCAGGAGAAAGGCAUCAAGAUGGAGCCAGGGACAGAGAUGAAGCUGGCCAACGUGAAGACGGAAAAGCAUGACCCGGGAUACAACAUGGCAGAUCAGUCUAGUGAGCUGGAAGACAUCUUGGAUGAUCUGCAGUGUAGCCAGCAGCAGCAGCUCUUCUCAGGCCAGCACCACCAGCAGCAGUCCAGACCCGUGUCUCUGCCCGCCAACGUAGACAAGCAGUCCAUUAUCAACGACAUCCUGCAGAUGACCGAGAACAACAGCAGUCCCACGGGCACCAACACCCAGCAGAAGGCCUUCCCAGGCAUGGGCCCAGGACACUUCAAUGGUGCCAGGAUGGGCCAGCCAGGACGAGUGCCCCCUGUCCGCAGUAUGUCCCUGGAUCAGUCCAACAUGUCUGCCAAUGGUUCUCCCCGGCCCUUCCCUCUUCCCAGGAACAGCAGCCCCUACUCUGUCAUGCAGCAGCAAGCCAUGAUGGGAAACCAUGGGAUGCUGCAGAGCCAGGCUAACAUGGGUAACGCAGGCAUGCCCCGGGCUGGCAUGCAGCAGGGUUGGGGUCCUCAGGGGCCAAUGGGCCAGGCUCUGCAGCAGAGAAUGGGGCCUGAUGGUCGCAUGGUGCCCAACGUCUCUGCUGGAGUCCCCAUGAGGCCCAGCAACCAGCAGCCUGGACCCAGACAGAUGGUCUCCAUGCAAAUGACGGGAAAUGAGCUGGAGAUGACUGGUCCUCCCUACCCAGGGCAGCAGGCACCGCCCAAUCAGACUGCCCCAUGGCCUGACCGCAUGAUAUCUGUAGACCGUGGACUUUAUGACAACCAGAACAGACAGGUGUAUGGUAACCUCCAGGAGGAGGCGCUGUGUCCCCCCUCGCGGCCUGGGGAGGGGCCCUUGGAUGGGGAAGCCCUGCUCAGCCAGCUCUACUCAGUGCUGAAAGACUUUGACGGCCUGGAGGAGAUUGACCGCGCCCUGGGAAUCCCUACUCUGGGCCAGCAAGUGGAGCAGGAGCAGUAUCCUAGUCAGGAGUCGCCCAUGAUGAAGCCACCCAUGUACAGCCAGCACUACCCCCAGGCUGGCAGCAUGGCACAGGGCAACUACAUGGGCCAUCAAGACCCUGCCUUCCACAGUAUGCCCGGUCUGAUGGGCCAGCGGAUGGGCUACCCCAUGCUGCGACUCCCUGCCCGACCAGGAGGCCCGGUGCCCGCCCAGCCCAACAACCUGAGGCUGCAGCUGCAGCACCGACUACAGGCACAGCUGCAGAAUCGUCAGCCAAUGAUGAAUCAGAUGGGCGUGUCCAACAUGAACUUACCUCUCAGACCCAGUGUACCCAACCAGGGAACCCUUAAUGCUCAGAUGUUGGCCCAGAGACAGAGGGAGUACCUGAGUAACCACCUACGGCAGCGCCAGCAGCACGUCCACCAGAGAGCCAUGCUGAUGCGGGCCCAGGGCCUCAACAUCCCCCCCAACAUGGCUGCUGGGGCAGUUGGGCCCUCGCAGUCCCCCGGCAUGCCACCCGGCACCAACCCUCGGAUCCCCCAGGCAAACCCCCAGCAGUUCCCCUACCCGGCCAGCUACGGUACUGGGCUCACAUCCCCACCGCCCUCCACCAGCCCCUUCUCCCCGCUGUCCCCUGGUCUCCCGGGGGCUCAGCAGCUCCUCUCCCCUCUCCACUCCUCCCCGAUCCCGCAUGGCUCCUCCCAGAUGAGUCUGGCUAAUCAGCAAGGGAUGAUGGGAAACGUAGGCGGACAGUUUGGAGCCGCAGUGAGUCCACAAAUGCAGCAGCACAGUGCCUUCCAGUUUCCCAGCUCAGGUAUCAACCAGCAGCAGCAGGACGCAGGCUUCAUCGGAGCCACCACCCCCCAGAGCCCUGUCAUGUCCCCCCGCAUGAGCCAUGCCCAGAGCCCCAUGAUGCAACAGCAGACUCAGGCCAACUCCACCUACCAGCCAUCCUCUGAGAUGAACGGCUGGCCUCAGGGCAACAUGUCAGGAAACAGCAUGUUCACGCAACAGUCUCAGCAGUACGUGCCCCAACAGCCUAACAGUGGAAUGUACAACGGCAACAACGCCAACCCGAACAUGAGCGGUGUCCCCAUGGCCUCCAACGGCAGCAUGAGCAACAUGAACCAAAUGUCAGCAGGCCAGAUGACCAUGACCUCUGUGUCUACAGAAAGCCUUUCCUCCAUGGGCCCUGAGCAGAACUAUUGCUAACCCCGGUCGAUUGUGGGACAACACAGUAUAAAUGGUCAACACCCAAUGAAAACACUGGCAUCCAACCAAUCAAGGAGCUCCUGCAGUUCUACCUGGGUCUUUGAUUGGACAAAGACUCAUCUACUGAAGAACACAACUUCCUGAACCAACCAACUGCAUUCACCUUAGUGUGACUUAGGUCCUCCCCACACACACACACACACACAAUGGACAAACACACAUGUAGCUAGGACGAUAAACUGAAAUUAUCAACACCAACCAUACCGACCACUUAUCACAGGCAUUUUGCCUAUACUAGAGAAAUGUGAAGUUCGAAAUGAAAUACAGUACCAGUUAAAAGUUUGGACACACCUACUCAAUCCAGGGUUUUUGUUUAUUUUUACUAUUUUCUACAUUGUAAGAUAAUAGUGAAGACAUCAAAACUAUGAAAUAACACAUGGAAUCAUGUAGUAACCAAAAAAGUGUUAAACAAAUCAAAAUAUAUUGGAAAUUUGAGAUUCUUCAAAGUAGCCACCCUCUGCCUUGAUGAAAGCUUUGCACACUCUUUGCAUUCUCUCAACCAGCUUUACCUGGAAUGCUUUUCCAGUCUUGAUGGAGUUCCCACACCUGCAUGGCACUCGUUGGCUGCUUUUCCUUCACUCUGUGGUCCAACUCAUCUCAAACCAUUUCAAUUGGGUUGAGGUCGGGUGAUUGUGGUGGCCAGGUCAUCUAAUGCAGCACUCAUCACUCUCUUUCUUGGUUAAAUAGCCCUUAUACAGCCUGGAGGUGUGUUGGGUCAUUGUCUUGUUGAAAAACAAAUGAUAGUCCUACUUAGUGCAAACCAGAUGGGAUAGCGUAUCGCUGCAGAAUGCUGUGGUAGCAAUGCUGAUUAAGUGUAACUUGAAUUCUAAAUAAAUCAGACAGUGUCACCAGCAAUACACCAUCACACCACCUCCUCCAUGCUUCACGGUGGGAACCACACAUGCGAAGAUCACCUACACUACGUCUCACAAAGACACAGUGGUUGGAACCAAAAGUCUAAAAUUUGGACUCAUCAGACCAAAGGACAGAUUUCCACCAGUCGAAUGUUAAUUGGUUGCGUUUCUUUGCUCAAGCAAGUCUCUUCUUAUUUAUUGGUGUCCUUUAGUAGUGGUUUCUUUGCAGCAAUUCUACCAUGAAGGCAUGAUUCACGCAGUCUCCUCUGAACAGUUGAUGUUGAGAUGUGUCAGUUACUUGAACUCUGAAGAAUUUGUGGGCUGCGAUUUCUGAGGCUGGUAACUCUAAUGAAGUUAUCCUCUGCAGCUUUCCUGUUUCAGUUUCAUCAUAGCGCUUGAUGGUUUUUGCUACUGCAUUUGAAGAAACUUUCAAAGUUCUUAAAAUGUUCUGUGUUGACUGACCUUUAUGUCUUAAAGUAAUGAUGGACUGUAAUUUCUUUGCUUAUUUGAGCUGUUCUUGCCAUAAUAUGGACUUGGUCUUUUACCACAUAGGGUUAUCUUCUGUAUACCUCCCCUAUCUUGUCACAACACAACUGAUUGGCUCAAACACAUUAAGAAGGAAAGAAAUUCCUGUUAAUUGAAAUGCAUUCCAGGUGACUACCUCCAUAAAGCUGGUUUAGAGAAUGCCAAGAGUGUACAAAGCUGACAUCAAGGCAAAGGGUGGCUACUUUGAAGAAUCUCAAAUAAAUAAAAUAUUUAGAUUUGUUUAACACUUUUUAUGGUUACUACAUGAUUCCAUAUGUGUUAUUUCAUAGGUUUGAUGUCUUCACUAUUAUUCUACAAUGUAGAAAAUAGUAAAAAUUAAGAAUAACCCUUGAAUGAGUAGGUAUGUCCAAACCUUUUGCCUGGUGCUGUAGGUUUGCUAAUAUGGGUUAAUGUUAAUGUGACAAUUGUAGGCUACAACCAUAGUAGUAGUAGUAGUUUAAAGGAUAAAAGUUUACCACAGUUAAUUUAAUCGUUCUAUUUAUCAUUAUCGCAUCAAGUCAGGCAAUUUGUCGCAAUAUGGAUUUUUGUGCAUAUCGUCCAGCUCACACUGACACACUUGCAUACACACACAUACACACAAAGAAAAUGGAUACAGACAAAUACACGUAUACAUACAUGCAUACAAUGGACCCAUACUCACAGAAUAUAGACUCAAAACUGAUCCUGUCAACAGGCAUCUGGUCAGAUGAAUGUAUUAAGGGACAGAACCCAGACUAUAGCUCCCCUCAGAAAAUACACUCUUUACUACUCUCUCUCUCCGGGUCUUUUUUUAAAAUAACAAUAUUUUCUUUGUGCGUUUGUGCUGUAUACACAUGCACGGGUGUGAGACAAGUGAUAUAUUAUAAAUGGCUCGAAGAGCAUAAACUAUACAAUUGUGUUUGAUUUUGAAUGGUUAUAUUGUAAGCCUAACUAAAGUAGUCUCUUGAAAGGUUUAUAAAAUAAAUGUUUGACAGGUAUUUAUAGUUUUUAAACUUUAGAACACAUUAUUUGUAUGACACUAUAAGAGGGAGGAAAUGGUUAAGUGACAAGUAUCCCUUAAAAUGUUACCUUAUUGUGUCUAAUUCAAUUCCAUAUUUUAAGUCCUGUAGUUUUAGAUGAAAUGUUCAAGUGAAUCCCCCUGCUGCGAUAUGUAUGAAGGUGAAUGUUCAUAGGUUGUGUAUAUAUUGCAGUAUAAAUUAAUGAAAUAAGAUGUCUGUUUUCUCUCCAGCCUGGUGUUACAAAAAACAACCACUGAAAUGUGACUACAGUCAUAUCGUUUGAGUUGAUGAACUCACUUUUUUCAGGGUUUCAACUUAUUGCGUAAGGAUUUUUCCUUGCACUUCACCUCAACCUCACAAUGAAAUGAAUGGACAGGCCUGCCAACAGGCAUAACUGAAUUCUUUAGGGUGGUCUUUACCCCCAAUCAACAGUCAAUGUCUAUGGAUCACCUGGAAGGUACAAAACAAGUUCUGCUUCAGUCGUGUAAAAUGGACAGGCAAUAUGCAUUUUUCACACCAUAUUCCUGUACUACUCCAGUUUAGUUAUAGUCUGUAAGCACAUAGCAAAUCUCACAGAACUUAUAAUUUAGCAAUGAUUUUAUAUAUAAUUUAGCUUUUUUUUUAGAAGAAUGUGAAAAUUCCAAAUUGUCUGCAAAUGCUGAAAUGAAGUUGGCCUCACAUAAUCAAGUGUUUGUGAAAAUGUGUGUCCAGAAAAUAUCUUUUUUGUAGGUUUGCACUGGUUAUUAUGAUAUCUCUUUGACGCUGCAAAGGAUAUUUCUUAUUCUUGUGAUGGCCAAUUUCUCCCAAUUCAUUCAACAUUUUCCUAAACCAGGCAUUUUUUUAAAGAGUUGAGCAAAUUUUGAAGAUUAGGAUGCUCUGAUGCAAAUUAAGUCACAAAAAAAGGAAAGAAAAACAAUUGUCAUAGAAUGGAUGUACUGCUCUCGUUGCAAAUCCAAAGAUUUUAUUAUACAACCUUUAAAAUAAACGUAAGCCAUGAAGUGUUACUGUGUUAACGGCCUUUUGUAAGGUAUGCAUCUUGGCAAUCACGACGACAAGUUUUAAGGAAAGAGUGUGCAUACAAAUAUUAAAUUCACUCACAAGGUUUGGUUGAAUUGAAUUAGUUUUUCUUCUCUGAUUCUGACUGAUCAAUACUUUUUUUUGAAAAAAUGUUCUUAAUUUAUAGUUUGCUAUUUGAUCAAUUGGUAAAUAUUACAUGCAAGUACCUUAACAUGCUAAAGACCUAGCAUAAUGCCUUAGACCUGUUUUUCUGUAUUGUGUAUUACUGUGAAGUUGACUUGUAUCAUAUAUGUAUAGUGAGAUGACAAUACUGAAGUGUGCAUCGUCACUUAAUGGCCAUGUCUGAAAUGGCACCCUAUAUAGGAUGCCAUUUCAGAUGCAACCAUUGUACUUGUGCUAUGGUUAGACUACUACACCCCUGGCUUAUUUGGUUGGUUUUCACAGAUUUGUUUUCUUUUCCCCCACAUUUUAUUUGUGAUCAGUUGUGGGUUGUAUUAUUUGUACAGUUGUUUCAUAUUGACUGUCUUUUAAGGUGAGUAUGUAAACAACAAAAUGGUAAAUCAAAGCAAUAUUGUAAAACAAGAGUUUUCGUGUAGAAAGCUCAUUGUUACGGUUCAGAAAUGUAUUUUUGCAGGUGUGAUGUUCAUAUUAAAUAGCACUAUGUUCACCUGCAUCGAUGUUCAUCCACUGUGGGCAUUUUAUGCUAAAUUAAUUUACACCUUAUGCAAGCUGUUGACUAAUAUUGCUUUUGCCAAUGCUGCUUGCUAAUUUAUGAUUUAUGGCAUUGUAAAUAAAUUAUUUUUAUUAUGUUGA
This is a messenger RNA of Oncorhynchus masou masou (cherry salmon), 9059 nucleotides long. RefSeq names its product nuclear receptor coactivator 2-like. The transcript has 21 exons. Gene Ontology annotation, biological process: cellular response to hormone stimulus; positive regulation of transcription by RNA polymerase II. The record is from RefSeq and is a predicted model, not a curated record. Gene Ontology annotation, molecular function: nuclear receptor binding; protein dimerization activity. Lineage: Eukaryota; Metazoa; Chordata; Actinopteri; Salmoniformes; Salmonidae. Bases 254 to 4792 code for a protein of 1512 amino acids. Gene Ontology annotation, cellular component: nucleus.